AUGAGCACGCAAUUAGUGGUGGAGCGACCAUCCUCGCUGUUCCCUCGUCACUCUCCCUAUUCAUUAAACGAACACCCGUUGUCCUUGCCACCAUCGACUCACAAUUUUCGUUAUGAUCCAAUAAAUUCGGAACAGACCCAGAGUUUCUUCCCAGGACACCAUCAACCAUAUCCUGUCCCAUACCCAUCUUCAUCAAGAAUGCGCACCGCCACCGACUCAAAUUCCACCAAGCAAUCAACCGCUGGAGGUACCAUGGGAAUGAUUAAUACCAAUCUGAGCGGAGAAGAUAAUGGAAGCGGCGUCAUCAAAAGAACGAAUAAGACUCAUGUCCCAAGCGCCUGCGUUAACUGCAAGAAGGCUCACCUCGCCUGCGAUGUCUCAAGACCCUGCAAACGAUGCGUCGCACUUGGAAAAGUUGAAACUUGCGUUGACAUCAAACACAAGAAGCGCGGCCGCCCAAAGUUGAAGGAUAAGAAGCAGUAUCCGUAUGAUACACAUGCAACUGCUGAUGCUAAAACAUGGGGAACCAAUCCACAAUUUUUACCACCCACCACCGCCGAUCCGGACCAGCAGUCAAGUAGUCGCCAUCAUGUUGAUCAACCGCCGCCUCCGCAAAAUCAACAACUUUCAUUCUCGUCCUUCAUACCAUCACCGCCUCAUCUUCAUUCGCCGCCCGUAAGUAAUCGACCGACGUUUCAUCGUCCUUCCCAGUUUCUAGAAAAACCUUCCAAACAGCUAAUGAGGUCACCGUCGGUGUCAUCGCUACCGGAGAGUCAGCCGUCCACCAUCACCAUGUACUUGACCAUCGAUGGAGCCACAUGCGCGUCCGUAUCAAAAGAGUGCCUGGGAAGUAUGGGAUACUAUCCGUUAGAGCUUGUGAACAAAUCUAUCUACGACUAUAUACUGGCCGGUGAUGUGGCAAAGUUUCAAAAGUUUUUCAAUUCGCUGUUAGAAAGUAUGCACCGACAUAAUAACCCAUCGAAUCAGCACUCGUAUCAACCGCUACCCUCUGAUGGCAUCGAGGGGAUGAUCAACUUAAGGCAGAGAAUUGGUCAAUAUGAUCUGUAUAAUGUUCGAAUGUACCUUGAACGAGGUUCCGGUUUUGAUUUUGCGCGGAGGGAAACGCACGUUGUCGCGCUCUUCACCAAGAUCAAGAGUGACACCUACAUCCAAUCGGGCGACUGCAGCCCGUAUGUGCGAUCACUCAGCGCGGAUCCCGCGUCACAUGCGAUGAACAUGGGUGUAGGACGAUCUGGUCUCCUGAGCCCACUCUUAUCCCCGCGGCAGAGUAAUUUUUCAGACAUUACACCUCUCACGUCAUUGUACGUCGAGGCGCCUCCUCAUCCACCAUCGAACCCCCACAAUCCAAAUGAUCAUUUUAAUCAAUCACACUAUCAUUUAUCGGAUAAUUAUCAGAAGCACCGUAGCAAUGCCACCAACCAUUACUCACCAAUCAUCCCUCGUCCAAGUCCGAUAGUUCCAAGCGUACAUCGACCCGAGCCGUUGGUUAAUCCCGGUCCACCUUCGCGCCGCUCAGAGACGUCGCUCUCAUUGUUGAUCGAAGGCCGAUCUUCCGCCUUUAAUCCCACGCGAUCACCGCCCAGUAGCAUUAUAUCGCCCAUCUCCACUCCUUCCGCUUAUAAACAAGAAUUCGAAGACUCCAAGCCAAACAUGAAUGCCUCUAUCAUGAUACCGAGGGAGCCUGGUUCUCGUGGGGAAAACCUCAACGUAUCCGAUUCUGAAUCCACCAAGAGGAUGAGC
This is a messenger RNA of Acaulospora morrowiae, 1761 nucleotides long. The record is from the annotation of a GenBank genome assembly. Lineage: Eukaryota; Fungi; Glomeromycota; Glomeromycetes; Diversisporales; Acaulosporaceae.